CGCAGUCAAAGCACAGAGGGAAACCUGGGAGUUCGCAGUAGAUAGGGCGAGGUGUGAAACAGAUAAAAGGUGGCACAUUUUUGGAGUGGAUUUUUGUUUGGCUUUAGAAAGGAGAUCGGCAGUGAAGGUUGAAGUUGUCAAAGCCAAACUCAGAUUCUUCAGAGGCUUUCCUGAUGGCAUCCAAUAUGACCGCCACCGCCCAAAACUCCUCCUCUGCCUCCUCUUCUCUGCCGAUCAGUGCCUCAGCCCAGGUCGGCAUCGCCAUCCUGACCUUGGCGUUUCUGCUGGGCUUCCCCGGGAACCUGUUUGUGGUUUGGACGGUGCUCUGCCGGGUGAAGAAGCGCUCCGUGACCUGUUUGCUGGUGCUGAAUCUGGCUCUGGCGGACGCUUUCGUGCUGCUCAGUGCCCCCUUUCUCCUGCGCUACCUGGCUGGAGGCCAGGGCUGGGAGUUUGGCACGGCAGCAUGCAAGCUGCUGCAUUACCUGUCAAACGUGAACAUGUACGUGUCCAUUUACCUCAUCUGCCUGAUGAGCAUGGACCGCUGGUUGGCCGUAACGAGGCCUUUUCUGUCCCAGAGAAUGAGAACCAAGCGCUCCCUGCUGGUUCUCCUGCUGGGGGUCUGGGUGUUGGCGUUCAUCCUGUCGGUGCCGAUGCCUUUCUACCGCAGCAAUCUGAGGAAGACACUGCCGAACAAUGUCACCUUGACCUUUUGCGUCCCGUACCACUGGAAGAGCGUGGGUCACAAGGUCUUCCAGUACCUGUUUGAGACCACCAUGGGCUGCCUGGUGCCUUUCUCCCUCAUCAACACCUGUUACGCCUGCGUCAUCUGCCGCCUGCAAAGCGCCAAGUUCCAGCGCAGAGGACAAGGCAGCCGCCUCAUCCUGCUGAUCAUCUGCGCCUUUGCAAUAUUCUGGCUGCCCUAUCACAUCGUCAACAUGAUAGAGGUGGUCGGUCUCCUGCAGGGCAGCGAUUCAGUGCUCAAGGCUGCCAGCACAGCCCGCCCAAAUGUCACAGCCUUCGCUUACUUCAGCAGCGCUGUCAACCCCAUCCUCUACGUGUUCGCCGGCAGCUCCCACAUCCGCCAGGCCGGCCUCAGCUUCAUGGGCAGGCUCUUCGAGGCCACCAACUCGGAGAGCAGGACCACGUCGACCUUCGGCCGGAGCGGCCGCAGCAGCUCUUCGCCGGACGAGAGCUCCGCCUUGCAGGCGCUGUCGGUCAAACUGGGGAGGCCAUUCAAAAGCAAGAGCAAGGGGAGAAGCAGCAGUGUGGCGGGCAACGAGGUCCACGAACCUGAGCUCAAGACUCUGGCCAGCGUUGAGCAGUUAGAGUAGCAUUGUAGCUUUGCUCCAAACCUAAGCUAUCUCCCUUGGACUACUUCUUAAUGAACUAAUUAGACUCAGACUGUGUUGACUUCUGAUUAUGUAAUUUUUUGCUUGUUUGCCAAAGCUCUUUGGAGACGGUGCUUUCUACAUGCAUCUAUUUAAUUGUGCAUACUUAAAAGGAAGAUGACUGCAUUUAAGACUAGACUGAAAUGGCACCACCACCACAACUUUUGUAUUGAUUGCCAUGUACUGUAACAACUCCCCCUGUCUUUUCCGUUAGCAUCAUCUUUAAUCUGUCCAGUACUUUGAUGUAGCCGUAUGCAUGUAUCUGCAAACCUAAUAGCAUUCCCAUCAGCCUCAACUGAUUAUGAACACGCUAACAUGCUAAGAUUAGCUGAUGAACAUGGUGAACAUUAUACCAGCUGUUAGCAUUGUCACUGCAGCAGUUAGCAUUUAGUUCAAAGCACCUCUGUGCCUAAGUACAGCCUCACAGAGCUGCUAGCAUGGCUGUCCUAAUCAAAGCACCAGAAACCAAAAUCAUCAUCAUUUUGUCUUUAUUUUAUAUGAUUUCUAACCAUGUCCUUUAUUGUUAUAAGCCUAAAAUAUAAUUUUGGCUUGUAAGGCAGCGACUUUAUGCACACAACAGUAAUUUGUCUAAAUUAUCUAAGUUAUGUAAAUUGUCACAUAUUUUUUAAAUGUGUGGGGAUAUAUAUUUUUUUAUUUUAUAGAAAUGUGUGUGUUCAUUUGUGGUCAAAAAAGAAAAAGACAAAAUGUGUUAAUAAAGUUUUUUUUAAU
Messenger RNA from Chelmon rostratus (copperband butterflyfish), 2117 nucleotides. It is a transcript of the gene ltb4r, whose product is annotated as leukotriene B4 receptor. Gene Ontology annotation, molecular function: leukotriene receptor activity; complement receptor activity. Bases 174 to 1331 code for a protein of 385 amino acids. The record is from RefSeq and is a predicted model, not a curated record. Gene Ontology annotation, cellular component: plasma membrane. Gene Ontology annotation, biological process: phospholipase C-activating G protein-coupled receptor signaling pathway; complement receptor mediated signaling pathway; positive regulation of cytosolic calcium ion concentration. The transcript is spliced from 4 exons. NCBI's taxonomy places the organism in Eukaryota, Metazoa, Chordata, Actinopteri, Chaetodontiformes, Chaetodontidae.